UUAAUAAUUUAUUCUUUUAACUUUAAAAUGACGAAAAAAAAAAGAUUAAUGUAAGAAUAGUACUCUAUAGGCUAGCACACUCGAUAGUAGUCUUCACCCCCUAAAACAAACCAACUAACUAAUUGGUUCCCUCAUCCCAUCCCCAUAUUCUCAUAAGGUUUACUUUAAAUAACAAGUUUCAAUAAAACAAUCCCAUCACUUCAUUCACUUCUCAAUUUCUCUCUUUCUUUGUUUUUCUUUCAUUUAAAAAAACAAAUCCCAAAACAGAGAACCAAGAUUCAAGAAAUUAAGUCAAGUGUACAACAAAAAUGACCAAUUUCUUUGAUUUGAAUGAGGAUGUAGCAAUUGAAAUCAUGUCAUGGUUGCCUGUGGAGUCUCUGCAAAGAUUCAAACUUGUUUGUAAGAAUUGGUACUAUUCCAUUCAUUCUCUAAUGAAUAACUCAUUUUUUGUACUCAAGCACUAUGCCAAUAUGGACACCAAGCUAUGGUCCUCUAAAGAAAUAUAUCUAAGGAACAUUUCAGCCCUUUCUCCCUAUGGUCCCAUCACCUCUUAUAUUUUCACAAUAUUGGCCAAUAAUGAUCAUGAUCAUCAUGAUGAUGGUUGUAUUCCGAAUUUUCACCCUUUUACACAUUAUUACGGAGUGUCAUACUAUAACGGCAUAAUCUGUAUCAAUACAAUUUACUCUAUUGCUUUAUGCAAUCUUGCUUUGAAGAAAUUGAAGUUUGUUCCACUCUACCGCGACGAAUUUAUUAAUGUGAAAGUAUUAGGGUUCGGAUAUGAUUCCCGAGCUAAUGAUUAUAAAAUCAUCGCGAUCAAGGGCUUUGAUUCUCUCGAAAUAUAUAGCUUGAAUAGUAAUUCUUGGAAACUAAUUCAAGAUUCCAGAAUUGAUCAAGUUCUCCCUCAAUUUGGUUUCCAAGUUGUGAACUUAAAGAAAUUUUGUUAUUGUUAUUGUUGGUGUAAGAAGUUAUGUGGGCUCCUCAUUAUUUCUACUCAAAUUGAAAAUGAAGAAAUUGAAAUCAUAAGGGUGCCUGAAAACCAUGACAAUUGGCUCAAACAUUGUGAAGAUAGAGACAUUGGAGAAUGGACAAGAAUUGUAACUUGGAAUGAAGAGAUUGCUUUGUUUUUCUUUGCUAAAUCGAAUCCAACAAUCAUUGAUAUGUGGGUUCUGAUGAGAAAGAGAAAUGGUGAUCAUAAUUAUUAUUGUUGGACCAAAUUUAUAACAUUGGGACCUUUUGAAGGUAUUAGAAGGCCAUUGACACUUUGGAAAGAUCAAGUGUUGUAUAUGAGUUCAGAAGAUGACAUAAUUUUUGUGUACAAAUUUGGUAUCAAUUCCUCUUAUUGUUGCACUCAUUUUAGGGGUGGUCAAUAUUUUGUUCCUUAUGUUAAGAGUUUGACUUCGGUAAUCAAAAGAGCAUAAAUAAAUUGGAAGCAACAAAUUUCAACAGAAGAGUCACUUGUCAUAGUCUACAUGAGAGUUUCAUUUCAUGUAUAUAAAGGAGAAAGAUCUAUCUUUUUUCUUAUCUUUUUUGGUUCUUUGGUAUAUUUAGGGUAGAAGAAAGGUUAUUAAUCUUGAACUUUUAAAGUAUCUUUUGUUUUGUUAAAUCUAUAAUCUCAAGUUUGUCUACUUGAAGGGUUAUGUCUUAGUCAAUUGUCCAUGUUUUUUCUUUUCUCCUUUUUGGUUCUUUGGUGUAUUUAGUUUUGUUAUAUGUAAUGCUUAAUUGUUAACAUGUUUGCAAUGCAUUGAAGGACACCAUGUUUUACAUCUA
Cannabis sativa is the source of this 1767-nucleotide messenger RNA. RefSeq names its product jacalin-related lectin 38-like. NCBI's taxonomy places the organism in Eukaryota, Viridiplantae, Streptophyta, Magnoliopsida, Rosales, Cannabaceae. The record is from RefSeq and is a predicted model, not a curated record. Gene Ontology annotation, molecular function: protein binding. The transcript has a single exon. Bases 309 to 1418 code for a protein of 369 amino acids.